AUGAAACUGGAUCGAUAUAAAGCUUUCGUCACAUAACCGAUGCCAUCAGUUUGAAAGAAUUUAACGCAAGUGAUAUAACCAAAAAUUUCAAUAAAACUGAAAAUGAAAGCUAUCGUGAUAAUUUGCCUUUUUGGAUUGGUCUUGGCUGUCUACAAUGCUCAAGCCGAUGCCUCUGUUGAGAAUGUUGACGACGUGAGCGAUAGUGAGAGUGAUGAAUCCUUGCCAGAUGAUGUGUCACCCGAGGAUGAGGAAUCUGAUGAGUCACCUGAAGACGACGACCCGGAGGACCUAGACAGCGAAAGUGAUGAGAGUGAUGAAACUGUUGAGACUCGGCCACCACAAUAAAUUUUCUGUUGUUUAAAUAAAUAUUAAUUUAGUAAGCGA
Molecule: messenger RNA, 384 nt
Organism: Bactrocera dorsalis (oriental fruit fly)
Lineage: Eukaryota; Metazoa; Arthropoda; Insecta; Diptera; Tephritidae
Product: ribonuclease E
Exons: 2
Coding region: 103-345 (80 amino acids)
Source: RefSeq, a predicted model, not a curated record